Doryrhamphus excisus (bluestripe pipefish) is the source of this 5670-nucleotide messenger RNA. It is a transcript of the gene cramp1, whose product is annotated as cramped chromatin regulator 1. Gene Ontology annotation, molecular function: chromatin binding. Gene Ontology annotation, cellular component: nucleus. NCBI's taxonomy places the organism in Eukaryota, Metazoa, Chordata, Actinopteri, Syngnathiformes, Syngnathidae. Gene Ontology annotation, biological process: pattern specification process. The record is from RefSeq and is a predicted model, not a curated record.
AGUAUGCUAGGACUCGCGUUAUGAAUGGACUGUUAUAUGCUUCUUCUAAGGUUAAUUAUUACAGCGAUCAGUAAAAGUGUGUAUUAAUUAUUAAGACUUUGCAUACGUUAAAGUGAGACUGUUGGAUUUAACACAGAAUAAAGUUGCAAAAGCACCGCAUUUGGACAUAAAGUUGAUAUACAGUGAUGAUAAUUUCACUUGCAAGAGUUGUAAAGUUGUUGUAUGAGUUGUAAAAUGGAGGCUGCAUAGUCAACUUUCAUUCAUCUGUCUAUAGUAGUAGGUUCUUACGAGCUUGACAAUAAUGCCAAUCAUAAUUCAGUUACCAUUUAAAAGACAGAAGAGGAGUUUAAAGGCUGGGAUACUAAAAGGAUGCUAGUUUGUGUCCUCUUCAAACCUAAUCUCACCUCAAGACAUCUUCCUUAGUUACAUUUUAAUGGCCUCGCCAAGCCUCCACUUAUCAUCAUUAAAAGACAUAAAAAUAAUAAGUGAAUGACAACUGUGGUUUAAAAAUGCACCAUGAUUACAUUGUAACACAUUGCUUUGAAGUUGUUAGUACAUCAGGCAUUGCUGUUUACACAAAACGUGAUUUGUUUGAUAUUGGUAUACAUGGUAUUAUUAAAACAUGUAUGUCAACAGUACACGUUUGUAACGAUAUUACCAACAACUCCAGAAUGUAUAUGAAAUAAAUGUGAUUUGCAGUCUUCAAGGAGCUGGUGACGUAGUGACAGUGCACUAAAAGGUUUAUUGUCAUCUUUCGUAUAUUAUCCCCAAAUAGCCCAAGUGACGCCGCAAGUGCGGAUAUUAUCGAUGUCAUGGGGGCGAAUACGAUGUCGUGGUGGUUAGUUUGAAAAAGUUCGACGAGUUGUAUGGUAAAAACAUGGAGCAAAUGUUGCCGAUAGACAACAGUUGAACUGCGCAGAGUUCGCCUCAGUCGAAGCUGGAAGAAGGACGGGGCAGAAAGCGAAGGGAUCGUGGUGGAUUUAUUAUGCCCCAGUUGAACAGUUAUUGCCAGCAGAACCGGUCGGACCCAUGGUGAAGAGAAAGAAGACGUCGUCCACUUCCGAAGAGCACGAAAAUGGCAUGACACCGGGCUCCAGGGAGGGGAUCGGUGUCGAUGGGAGGAGGAAUCCGUCCAGAAAAGCCGACGGUUGCGACGAGGAGGAGAGCGGAGAGCAGGCGAGCGAGGAGCGCAGUACAAAGGGAGACGACCGAGUGGAGGUUCUUAAUCCGGCAGCCUCGGCUCUCAGCCCCGGUUCGGCUCGACCCGGACCGGGUUCGACCCAGCGACCCCAGACGCUAGCGGAGCCCGGCGCCCCUUGUCACGACCAGCACCAUUUUCUCCGAUCCAGCGUUCGACCUCCGAGCAAAAGGAUCCGGAAGGAUUCCAUCGGCUCGGCCGUCAACGGCCAUGGCGGGGCCAAAUCAAAAGGAACAGAGAACGGUUCCUCCUCCCAGGGGGCGGUGGGACAGUCUGGAACCGUGGCCGGCUCUACGGGGGUCUCCAAGACUGCCAAGGGCCAAGGGGCUGUCGAGAAGGAGGAGCAAGCCGGUAACCAGAAGAGGGCCCGUCGACAGUGGGAGUCUUGGAGCGCAGAGGACAAAAACAGCUUCUUUGAGGGCCUCUACGAGCACGGCAAGGACUUCGAGGCUAUCCAGAACAACAUUGCAAUGAAGUACAAGAAAAGAGGAAAGCCAGCCAACAUGGUGAAGAACAAGGAACAAGUCCGCCACUUCUACUACCGCACCUGGCACAAGAUCUCCAAGCACAUCGACUUCGCCAAUGUGUACACCCGAGUGCUGAAAAAAUCCUCCCAGGAGCUGUACGGCCUCAUCUGCUAUGCGGAGCUACGCAAAAAAGUUGGAGGGCUCAUGGACGACAAGAAUGUGACAAAGCUGAACGAACUCAUUCAGCAAGGGGCCACCACCGUGCGCUCCAAAGGGAGGAACCUGCGAAUUAAAGCACCCAUGUGCCGGGCGCUGAAGAAACUUUGUGACCCAGAUGGAGUAAGUGACGAGGAGGACCAGAAGCCGGUGCGUUUACCACUGAAGGUGGCGGUCGAGCUUCAGCCGCGCAGCAACUAUUCCUGGGCCCGUGUUCAGAGUCUAGCACACAACCCUCGCCUCAGGAUGGUGGUGGAACUUCACAGGAAGGUUUCCAGCCUCAUCGAGUACCUGAAACAGAAGUGGGCCUACAAUGACCAGAGAAUCAUGAAGAGUCUGAUAGAAAGGGAGGCGUUGGAGGAGGCCCAGGCCGCCUCUCCCAACAAAUCCCCUCCAGAGGAGCUCUUUCUGUUCCCGGCCGAGAGCAGCACCCUGACCACCCUCCCCGGGGUCGCCCGUGUGGUACACUCCAAGGCCUCUUGCACGGUACACUGGCAAGAAAGCGGCAAGACGCGGCCCAACGCCAAGGAGCUGCCCGCCGCUCAGAUCCUGGGCAUUCACACAGCUCCGCCACUACGGACCGGCACCAAAUCUGCACGCGGAAACACGGCUUCCACUGCCUCGGUGACCCCGCAGAGUGACUCUCGUCAAACUGAGCCCCCCGGCUUUGAGACUUUACCCGAGGACAAAAAGCCUUCAUCUCUUUCACCUCCUCAGCAGGCGGCGAUUCCCAGAGAGGAGGCAACUGAGUCUGGACCUGUAGAGGGGAACAAGACCUGCACUGCUGGGGUGGAGGCCAGCGCUGGCCCAGCAGGCACCAAAACCACUGACGGGUUGUGUGGCGUCGCAGAGAGCUCAGUGGAGCAAUGCAGGGAAGAGCAGAGCAUCGCUUCCUCCUCCCCGGACACCAGCCAGACCCCACCAGCCAAGCUUCCCAUGAGCGGCCCAGAGGACGGCGCCCCACAGGGCUCGGCUCACGCAGCCAAAGAGCGGACUGUCGAGCAGAUCAGGGAGGAUGGCUGGAACGCCCGUGACGCCGAGAACGUCACGCUGGCAGAGCUGUACCUGAUGUUCGGGAAGCCCGGCAAGCUGCAGCUGGAGUACGAGUGGCAGUCCGUGGCGCAGGCGCCCGAAAACGGGCAGGCGCCCUCGCCGUCGACGCGGCAUAGAAAACAACGGGUUUUACGCUGUCUGCUGAGACUGGUCACCACCGAGAUCAACCCCAAACCUCUGGCUCCAGAGCUUUGCUCCACAGCCACGUCUCCGCUCAAGACUCCUCAGGAGGACCAAAACCAGGCCCUGACACCUCCGACAAAAGGUCCCGCGGCGGGCGUCCGCAGCCCCGGCUGUGGCCGGCAGCAGGCGUCUGUCCGAGGGGGCCGGCUACACCAGCCCAACGCUGGUGCCUCAGGUGCACGUAACCUUCCUCGCUCCCUGCUGGGCUCGUCGGCGGCAGCCAGCGACGCCGAAGGCAACGUCUUUGCAGUACCCACCACGCUCCCUCCCAAUAGUUCCCGCCACAGCCGAAUGUUCUCGCCCAACAAGGAGGCUGAGCUGGCCUUGAGGCAGCAGCUCGACUCCAUCAGCAUGCAGUCAGAUCUUUUCCUUUCAAGACCAAGAAAACCUCGAAACAGACAACUCCGGAAGCCGCUUGUUGUCCAGCGAACUCUUCUACCGAGAACCACAGGAGACACUCCUCAGCACGUCUGCUCCUUCUCCAUCCUCUCCAACUCCUCUGCCACAGGAACCGGGUCUUUCCGGCCAAUCCAGACGCGGCUGGCUCCUACGUCCCGCCCUCUGCCGUCUAAAGCUUCUCCAGCAGCUUCCUGCUCUGCCGUGACCAACCAACUCUCCAGUGCUAUCGACCUUGCAGCUAAGACGGCAGGCAUCAUCCCUGGAAGUCCUUGCCGGGAGCCGGCACCUCCCGGACCCAUGCUCCCCUCCGCACCCGACCCCCCGCUCCUCCAGCACAACCUGUCAGAGAACGGUCUGCCGCCGCCGUCUCCUGGCAUGGCGGAGGGUGGAGACUCUCUCCUGGCUCCGCCCAGCGUGGCAUCGCUCCUGGACAUCUCUCUCCCCGGCCCCCCUGAGGAGACUCUGACCCCUGGAGAGAACCAGACGCACAUCAGCGACUCCAUCAUCGAGCUUGCCAUCAAUUCUGCUCAUUACGGCGAGGACGCGGCGCUCUCUCCGGCCAAACUGAGCAACAGCGACGGCUCCAAACUGCUGGCCUCGUCCCCGUCAGUCAGCCCGUCCCGAGGCUGGAUCCCUUCGCCCAGCCACGACCCCCAGUGGUACCCCAGUGACUCCACUGACUCCACGCUGGGAUGCCUUCUCUCCAGCAUGGUGUCUCCUGAUAAGGGCAGGCGGAGCACCCUGACGCCCUCCGGCCCCUCCAGUGGCACAGCCUUGCUCGGUCCCAGCCUCUUGGACUGCAACUCCCAUGAUUCCUUUCAGUCCCGCGGGCUUCCUGAUGUGGCAGAGAUGGACUCUCAGCUUGCCUGCAUGAUGAGCGAGAGCAGCGUGGACUACAUCGCUCGCUUCAAUGACCUGGCUCAGGAGCUGGCCGUGGCCGAGCCCUCCAUUCCGCCGCCCUGAGGAGACGGAGCGACCCCACUGACCCAAAGCCAUCUGGAGGAAAGAAGUGAGCGGAGGCUCCGUGCUACCUAAGAGGAAAGAGUACUGGUGGGACCAGACCAGACCAGUACCUAAAGCCAUCUCUGCCCUUUUUCUUUAAGUGCAAUAAUUUUCAUUUUGGAUUGGAGCCGCAUUGUUCAAAGACUAAAACAUCUCGCUGAGGUGAAAUGCCCUUUAAGAACUUUAUAAACGCAACCUCGUGUACAGGAAAAUGCUUUUGCCAUAUCUGAACAGUCUUUUCCUGCUUUUGAAGUGUGUCUGUCGUCUACAUUUGUCCCCUGAAAAUGUGCAAAUCCACCAAGAUGUGCAGUCGAGAUUCCAUCUGGUGAGAAAAGAUGGCACCGCGUUGAUAAAGAGAUGCUUAUCCCUAAAAUCUCAUCAGACGUCGCUUUGCAUUUCACACACAUUUCAUCUCCAGCAAUUCAGCUUUCAUCGGUUGUACGGACAUUUGCUGCCUGCAUUCGUUUUUUUUUUUAUCGCAAAGAGCAGCACCGGAUGACAGAUUUCAGUGAGUACAUUUCAAUUUGGUGCUGAAAUCGGCGUGAAUCUGUGAAAAUAUUCUGGUUAGCUUCAUGCUUGCAUUGACGCAAGGACAUGAAGUCUUAGGUGCUUCCGGUCUCUCGACACUUGAUUGAAACUCCACUAAAGUCAGCCUUUCAACGCCACGUUAACUUUCAAGCGUUUUGUGUUCAGUGGACUGAUAAUGGAAGUUAACGCUUGUGCCAAAGUCACUAGAGUUAUAGGGCGGUGAUGUCAAUGCUCUGUCAUUCCCUGCACGUCCACGGUCACAGCAAGACGUCCAUCUCAAAGCAACAUCCCUCCUUUUGUGGACAGGAUUUUAAAGGGUUUGGGGGGGGGGAAAUUGGGCUUACGAAACGGUUCCAUUCUAUGUUUAAAAAUCUAACUAAAGGUCUUUUUUUUUUAGGGGGGUAUUUGUACAAAUGUAUAAACCGUAAUUCCACUAUUGGCUGUGCUUUUGUAAAAUAAUGUAAAAAUUGUUAUUUGGAAUAUUUAUUGCAAAACAUUAAAACAAAGUGGUUCUUUAACUUAAAACAAUAUGUAAAAAUGGAUCAACCUGUUUCAAAUUUGAGUUGGUAAAAAAAGGUGUUUUUAUUGUGUGCAUAAAGUUGACUAUAAAAAGCUCAUUUAAUA